Molecule: messenger RNA, 1617 nt
Organism: Seminavis robusta
Lineage: Eukaryota; Bacillariophyta; Bacillariophyceae; Naviculales; Naviculaceae
Source: the annotation of a GenBank genome assembly
AUGAGGUGUUCGGUGUCAAGAGCAGCGUUUCUCUUUCAAAUUUGGUAUCUUUGCAGUUCGGGACUUUGUCGUACGGUGGCAGCAGAGCUCCAGUUAAUUCGACACCGGAAUGUGGAGCAGAACAACAAUGAGCCAAGUUGGGGAUCCUGGAUUUCCGGUUGGACGAAUCGCAUUGGCAGACGGUUGACUGGCGACGACGCCAGUGAUUAUCAACCCCGAGAAGGACGGUACACCGAUACGGGCGCCGAAGUCUUCAUGAUUAGCUUUUCUGACGAAGAGGUAGAACUUGCCAAGAGCGGGUCUAUGGAAGUACUGAACAACUUAACGAUCACUCGAGUCACAGAGAUGAAUGGAGUCAACGGCAACCCACGCAAUCGGUACAUCUGGUCCAUGGCAUUGGAUGACAACGACGACCUGUACGUGGGCAUUCUCAAUCAAAACUUCGUUCCCGGCAACAUCACCGGUCUCCUUUGGUCCAUUGUGAAGGCACCUUGGAGGAAGAAGUUUGAUGCUCUGGUGGAUACAUUGUUGCGACAGUGGUCGGGGACACCCGUCUUUGAGAAUCAGGGAGCACAAAUCUACUACAAACCCCAGGAUAGUCCCUCGUUUCAGUUACAGCUUGAGACGUCACCGGAUCACUUGGGAUUCCGGAAGAUGGUCAAUUACCAUGGAAACAUCUAUGCGGGAAGUACCAAUGGUCCCGAUGGCCCCUAUGACGGGGCUCCUUAUGACUUCUCCUUCUAUGAGCAAGGCACAGGGGCUCAGAUCUUUACCAACGCUGGCAACGGCUCAUUUGCACCAUUGGAUGACGAAGGUAACCUUGACUCUUAUGACAAGUCGAUUCGAAGCAUGGUGGUGUCCAGCUACAGCGAUCGUUUGUUUAUUGGCACAGAAACCUACGAGUGUGCCAAGGUUCUCAUCUACACGGACGCCCGCCCCGUAGAUGGCAGCAGCCAGUGGAAGAAAAUUGAAAUGGAGGGGGAUGACUGUACUCAUUCCGUUUCUGGGUUUUAUGAUAUGGGUGGAGGAAAGAUCCUGUUUGGUACCUGGGAAACGUGGGGAUACGGUGUCUUCCUGCUUGAUGAAACCAACAAUGACACUCUCACCAGACUCAAUACUCCAACAUAUUUUCAGCAUAUUCCUUGCGGAGUGAUGGAGAUCAGAGUCUUCAAAGGACAGCUCUACAUUGGAAUUCUUAGUUUCAUCAGAGGUUUUGCUUUGAUCAGGACACCCAAAUUCGACGAUCUCUUGAAUCUGAACCGAGGGGAUUGGCAGUUGAUCACUGGGAAUGGUUUUGCCAGAGAACAACGACAACAAAUGGGUGGGAACAUGGCAGGGAAUGAGUAUCCUUGGACCUCGGCUGAAAUCAACGGCAUUUACUUUGUCGGCACCGUGUCCUUGACCCCUCGAGGAUUCUCGUGGACAACUGGUCUUGCAAAGCUAGACCAAGCCCAACUUUGGGCUUCAGUCGACGGGAACACCUGGCAAGUGGUGGAGUCGGAGUUGUUCGACGCAUCGCGGUUUAUGUACGGUUUUCGAACGAUGCAGGUGACAAAGGACCAAAAGAAGCUUUACAUAGGGUCGGCUGUCAACAUGUAUCUUCCCGACGAACGAUAG